Anopheles gambiae (African malaria mosquito) is the source of this 10998-nucleotide messenger RNA. It is a transcript of the gene Nipped-B, whose product is annotated as nipped-B protein. The transcript is spliced from 17 exons. Gene Ontology annotation, biological process: establishment of protein localization to chromatin; regulation of gene expression; establishment of mitotic sister chromatid cohesion. Gene Ontology annotation, molecular function: chromatin binding. Lineage: Eukaryota; Metazoa; Arthropoda; Insecta; Diptera; Culicidae. Gene Ontology annotation, cellular component: Scc2-Scc4 cohesin loading complex. Bases 841 to 8091 code for a protein of 2416 amino acids. The record is from RefSeq and is a predicted model, not a curated record.
CCGAACCUUGCCGUCCGUCACUUCGCUUCGCUGCAAAUGAAUGUCGUUCGCCAUUUUCGUUUCGAAACGCGAGAGAGCAAAAAAUAAAAGCUACCCGUUUUGUCGGGAAAAAAAGGAAACGCGGGGCUUCCACACGGGGCUUGAAGUGAAAAGUGGCUGGCGAAUUUGCGAACGCGAACGUGAACGUGAAUCGAUGUGAUAUCGGUACGGCGGGCCAUCCAAGCCACGGUGUGUAGAAUUGUUUCGCCUUUGCCCGUCGAUUUGCGUGUUUUUUCGCGUAGUGGUGCAGCAGCAGCAGCAGUAGCACAGUAUCAUUCAUCAUCAUCAUCAUCAUCACCAACACCACCACUACCACCAUCAUCAUUGGUGCCGUCGCAGCAGCAGCAGCAGCAAAAGAAAGCAACUGGCAUCGAAAAGUGUAUCCGUGAAUUUAUCCCUUUGCUGCAGGCACGCACCACCACCGUGUGUGUGUGUCUGUGUCCUUUUUGCCGUGCGUGAGGCAGCAGCUAUGCUUGGUCGCUUUGUGGCGAUGUGAAAAAAAGAUGCUCGUUUUCUCCAUCCGCUGUGGUGGUGUGGCAGCAGCAGCAACAACAGCAACAGCAGCAGCAGCAGUCACGCAGGGACGGCACAACUGAUUCUGAAUAUAUCACUGAAAGCAUCGAAAAACAAACCUAACUAAGCACAGUGUCCGUGGUUAAAGUGAAAUCCGGUUGCUAGAACGUGUCCUGACCGGGACUAAACCUGUAGCCCUUCCGCGGGAAAGAAAGUGUGUGUGUGUGUUUACCAACACAGCAUUAUUUCACCGAACCACCCGCGCCCCUGUCACCACCCUCAGUAGCAAUGAGCGAUCGAGAUGUUCCCAGCGUCCCGAUUACCACACUCGCUGGUCUUACCAGCCUUUCGGACCUGCUAAGCGAACUGCCCAUCUCGGAUUCGCUGUCCGUGUCGGCGUCGCUCAACCGGUCGCUGCUGUUCCAUCCGCGUGUGGCCGAGGAGGCGAACAAUCUGCUGGCGACGCGGGAUGACGCCCUUACCGCCCAGCUCGUGACGGCCAUCGAGCAGACCAACUCGGACAGCAUCGAGCUGAAGGAUCAGUACCCGCAACCGCCCGGCCCCGCCAAUGGCGCACCGAUCGAUGGGCCGUCGCUGCUGCAGGCAAUCCAUGCCAGCCGGCCGAACGUUUUCAAGAGCCCCUACAACCCGCAGAUACACCAAAUGUUUAGCAGCGCCGUUGCGCUGGGGGCGGGCAAUCAGCAGCAGCAGUUGGUGGCGCAGCAGCAGCAGAAAAUAACCCCCACAUCACAGACACAGUUUUACAACCUUCCCAACGAAAGCUUUACCAACUUGGGACAGUCACAGCAGGUGUAUACGAAUCAGACACAAAUACCAAUCGAGCAGUUGCAAUCGGUGUUUCAAGCGCAGCACGAUAUGCAGCAGGUGCAGCAGCUACACCUCGCACAACAGACUGUUCAACCCCUGCAGCAGCAGCUAUUGCCGCAACAAGCUCAGCUACUGCAGCAACAGCAGCAGCAGCAGCAACAGUUUCAGUUUAAUGAUCCAAAUCAGAUACGCGGUCAGCAGCAAAAUGUGCUGGGCAAUUCCUUUCCCACCCUUGCGUCUCAAACGCCAGCCUCGGCGGUGAUGCUUGGCCAGCAAUCGAUUGGCACAGCGCUUCAUCAGCAGGUGAUUAAUAUACAAAAUGUUCCGUAUUCGUCCAAUUCUGCAGAGAAUAGCCAACUGCAGCAGCAGCAGCAACAACUCUUCCAACAGCAGCAGCAGCAGCAGCAACAACAGCACAAUCAAAAUGUGAUCGUUUCUCACACAUCCAACACUGUGCAGGGGCAACCGCUUUCGGCACUAGAUCCACAUCAGAGUGUGAUCCAACAGUCCGGGUCGUACGCAGCUGCAGUCCAUCCUACUGGAUCGCCGGCGGUAGUUUCAGCACCUACCAACAAUCAGGCGGUGCUACAACAGACGACAAUGCUACAACAAAAUCACUUAAUCCCACAGCAACAGCAUUCAAAUGUGAUAAAUCAAACGAAUAAUAAUAUACACAGUGCCUCAGCCCAACAGCACCAAUAUCCGCAGCAGCAGCAAAUGCAAAACCACACCGUAUUGCCGCAGGGGCAGCAGUUAUUGCAAUCUCAACAGCAGCAGCUGCAUCAGCAAUCUCAUCUGAACAACGGCAGUACGGCCGGGGUCGUUUCUGCUGGCAUGAAUCAUCAACAAGCACUGUACCAGCAGCAAACGACUGUGCCACAGCAGCAACAGCAGCAGCAAUUCAGCACUGCAAGCAAUCUUGCCAAACUGCCCGAAACGGCACCGCGGAACAAUGAGUACUUGCAGCAGCAGCAGAGUAAAAACCUGGACGCACGAGGGCGACCAUCCCCGGCGCAGGGCAGCACGGCCCCGGACACGGUGAGCACUGCCACUUCGCUGAACAUGCAGCAGCAUCAGGGCGGCGCUAUGAAGGGUCCACAACAGGCGCAGACUGGCGCCAGUGCGCACCGCUACCCAACGCCACUGAUGGGCCCGAACAAACCGAGACCACCGGGGGCUGGUGGUGGCGGCACUGCUGCUCAGCAACCGACCGCUGCCGCCCCAGUCAUACGCCCGAUCGGUGUGAGUGGUGCGCUAAUCAGCAGUGCGUCCACCGUUGCCGUGAGCCGUCCUGCCGGUGCGCAGCAUCCUGCGCAGGCGCCUCAAUCGGGCCCAAGCAGCAGCGGAAGUACUUCCAGCAGUGCCCAGAACAAGCCCGCCGGACCUGCCGCCAAACCCCAGAUCGAUCGGAAGCUGCUGCACCGGCUCAUACCCAUGGCCGAGGUGGAGUCGCUGAAGCUGCCCAAGCUGUCCGUCAAGCUCGAGCGGCUGACCGAGCGGCAGGUUGCCCUGCUGCAGGAGGAUCUGAAAAAGUUCAUGCAGGAGGAGCCCAAGCUGGCCGCCCGGAUGGGGCUGGAGAAGAAGACGUACGAUCAGAUAUUCAGCAAGAUGAAGGAGGAAUCGCGGGGGACGUGGGCGUUGAAGCGCAAGGCACAGGAGCGGGCGGACGAAAACCCGGAGGACUAUCUGAGCAAACCGAAGGUGCGGCGGGUGGAACGGCCCGCCGCACCGGUGGUGAAGAAGCUCAGCAAGGAGGAGCUGAUGGCCACCAACACCUAUCAGCGGUUCGUGUCGCUGAUGAACAAAAUUUUCGACCAGCUAGACGAAACGGAAACGCCCACGAUGGAGGAGGGGGACGAGCAGUACGAGUGCAUUUCGACCGGGCUGCUGAACAGCAUCAGUGCGGAGGCGGCGAAGCUGAAGGUGCGGAACGCGAUCGAUGCGAUACCGGAGAACAAGCUCACGCUGCUGAUAUCGUACGCGAUGCGGUCGAUCCAUUCGGCGAAGAAUCUGAGCGGCUCGGAGCUGCAGGACGAUCUGGUCGGGGAUGAGUGCAUCGAGAAGAUACUGAACGCGGUCGAGGCGGCCCUGCUCGUCUGCUGUCUGUACACGAGCAAGAGCACCAAGUUCCUGCAGGAGGACAACAUCGAUGCCAUCAUCAAGUUUGUGCAGUUUCAGCUGCGCGAGACGAUCUUCCCCUCGUACGAUCCGGUGUACUCGGUGGAAACGAAGCGCAAGGGUGGCGAUAACAACAAAAAGAAGAAAACGGCCACCUACCAGCAGAAGGGCAUCUCGAUGCUGUACACGAAAACGGUCGAGCUGUCGAAGCAGCUGGUGACGAUGUUCGAGCUGUUUCACUUCGUCGACACGAUCGUGAUACACGCGUCCUCGCUCGGGGUGGAACCGUUCUUCGUGGACAACAUCGAAACGCUGCAGUUCGUGUGUCUCGAUCUGGUGACGACGAUAUUCCAGAACGAGAAGUAUCAGCACCACCGGCGCAACAUCGUGUCGGACAUACUGACCUCGUUCGAUCGGUUGCCCCACUCGAAGCGCAACCUGCGGCCGUACAAGCUGGUGAACAACGGGGGCAACAUACAGAUGAUGACGGCGCUCGUGCUGCAGCUGAUUCAGUCGUCCGUCAUCCUGCCGGACACGCUCAGCCCGGACGGGGGCGGUGGGGCCGGUGGCAAACAUCGGCCCCCGAACAGUGCGAACAGUGCGGACGUGCCGAUGGGCGGCGGUAGCACCAAAAGCACGGACCUGUUCAUCUACAGCAAGUACAACACGGCACUGAGCAUUGGCGGGAACUUUCUCACCACCUUUCUCGACAAAUGCAAAAGCCGCUCGAACGAAACCGAUUUCCGUCCACUGUUCGAGAACUUUAUCCACGAUCUGCUGACGACGGUGAACAAGCCGGAGUGGCCGGCGGCCGAGCUGCUGCUCAGCCUGCUCGGCACGAUGCUGGUGAAGAAGAUGUCGGACAAGGGCGUGGAGCAGUCGAUCCGGGUGGUGUCGCUCGAGUAUCUCGGCAUCGUGGCGGCCCGGCUGCGCAAGGAUACGGUCGAGUCGCGCUGCAAGGUGAAAACGAUGGACACGCUGAUCCGGUACAUCAAGAUCGAGCAGGAGAAGGAGGGCGACGAGCCGCUGCACAACAGCAAGUUCCAGCUGGACGAGGAGGAGGAGCGGACCGAGUUUUUGCAGAAGAUUCUGCUCGACUUUCUCGCGGUGAACGCGCACGAGGGCAACGUGGUGUGGAACCAUGCGCGCCACUUUUACAUCACCCAGUGGUACCGGGACAUGAUGCAGCGCACCAAGAAGGUGGCAGAGGGUGAGAAGGGCUACGCGUCGCGGAAAAAGGCCGGCAGCAGUGGUGCCGGUGGUGGGAAGAAGCGGAAAAAGUACCAGAGCGACUCGGACGGCUCAGACGGGGCGGGGGACGAUUCGGACGGCGAGGAGGGGCACAUGCGCGACGGCCAGGUCGAUCAGGAGCUGAACAGUGAAAUCUUCCGAAUGCUGGACACUCGGAAGCAGUACUACCUGAGCCAGAUAGGGCCGUACGGGCGGAGCGGCGGAGGUGGUGGCCGGUCGGGCGGUAGCGUUCCGGCCGCCGGCGGCAACUACGAGAUUAAAACGUACAUCGACUACAGCAACGCGAACCUGAUUGCGCAGUAUCUGGCGAGCAAGCGGUCCUUCUCGCAAAGCUAUGACAAGUAUCUGCAGAAGAUCAUUCUCGUCGUGCGGGAACCGGUCGUGGCGAUACGGACGCGGGCGAUGAAGUGUCUCGCCAACAUCGUCGAGGUGGACCAGCUCGUGCUCGCCCGGAAGGACAUGCAGAUGGGCGUGCAGCAGAAGCUGCUCGAUACGGCCAUCUCGGUGCGGGAGGCGGCAGUCGAUCUGGUCGGCAAGUACAUCCUUUCCGAUCCGGAACUGAUCGAUCAGUAUUACGAAAUGAUAUCGCAACGAAUAUUGGAUACGGGCGUUUCGGUGCGAAAACGGGUAAUCAAAAUCCUUCGAGACAUCUGCAUCGAGUAUCCGGCGCACGAGAAGAUACCGGACAUCUGCGUCAAAAUGAUCCGGAGGGUGAACGACGAGGAAGGAAUCCAGAAGUUAGUCAUGGACGUGUUCAUGACGAUGUGGUUUACGCCGUGCAAUGAUAAUGAUAAGGCUGCGAUGGAUAGAAAGAUUACGCAGAUUAUAGACGUCGUCUGUUCGUCACACGAAACGGGGACGCAAGGUUUCGAUGCAUUACUGAAAACGAUAUUUGAGCCGAAAGAGAGCAAAGAUGAUAACAAAAAGCUGAAGAAAGAGAUUCCCAAAACGUUGAUCAAAGCCUGCCAGCAGAUUGUGGACGGUUUAGUGGACGCUACGAUGCGGCUGGAAGGGGCGGAAAACACGCGGCUGGUAGGCUGCAUCACGGCGUUGCAUCUGUUCGCCAAGAUACAGCCCCAGCUGCUGGUCAACCAUGCGAUGUCGCUCGAACCGUAUCUGAACAUGCGCUGCCAGAACCAGAUCAUUUCGAAAUUCAUCAGUUCGAUCGCGGAAAUAUUGGAACAGGUCGUUCCACUAAUGGACCAUCCGAGCGAAGUGUUCCUAGCCGAUCUAGAGUCCCAUCUGAUGAUGCUGAUCGUCACGCAAAGCCGUACCAUCGUGUUGAGUUGCGUUUCCUGCCUAUCGACGGUUGUAAACAAAAUCACCAAGAACUACAAACUCAUCCGGGAUUGUUUUUCAAAACUGUACUAUAAGGGUCUCGUAUGCAUCAAGGACAAGCUAGUGUCCGACCCUUCGAUACCCAUCGAGCAGUACUUUCGGCCGCAGUUUCGGCGCAGCAUUUUUACGGUUGGGUUGAUAAUGCGCUACUUUGACUUCCAGCAGCCCGAAGUGUACGGUGCACCAAAGCCCGGCGAAGAUUCCUCCAAUCAAGGCUCAACCCUACCAGCGAACAUAUGCGAGGACGUGUUUGCGACGUUGGCAUUUUUCCUUUCCUGCGAUCAUAGCGAAAUCUGCAAGGAAGCGCUGACGUCCAUGGGCAACUUUUGCGUGAAAAACUACGAAUAUCUGAUGAAGGUCGAGCUGCGGGACUACUACAACUAUCUGCUCACGCAGGACAAGGUACUGACGGACAUGAAGAUCACGGUGCUGAAAAACAUUCUCAUGUAUCUGACGGAGGAGGAAAACCAGAUGGUGCGGAAGGACAAAGAAUGGUCGAAACAAUCGAAAACGGAAGAUCUGAAGGAAAUGGGCGACGUGUCGUCUGGCAUGGCGAGCCGUGUGAUACAGAUUUACCUGAAGGAGAUACUGCGCAGCUUUCUGCACCGGGACUACGGGGUGCGGAGCUGGGCGAUGCGGGUCAUCGAGGUAGUCCUGCGGCAAGGUUUGGUCCAUCCAGUACAAAUAGUUCCUUAUCUUAUAUGCUUAAGUACAGACCCGGAGAAAGAGGUGGCACACAGUGCGGACAGGCAUUUGCAGGAGAUCGACAAGCAGUACCCUGGCUUUGUAAAUAUGAAAUCGAACGCCGGCAUGCAGCUGUCGUACGAGCUGCAGGAGCUGUUGCAGCGGCGAGACGAGAGCAGCCUCGUGCGGGGCUACCGGAUAAAGGAUCCGCAGGAACCGCCGUCGGCGAUGAACGGAUUCCUGUACACGCUGCUGCGCGGCACCAAACCGCAGCGCCGUGCCCUUAUCCACUCCAUCACGAAGCAGUUCGACGAUGGCAAGAUCAGUCUGCGGCAGAUGCUGUACCUUGCGGACAAUCUGGCCUACUUCCCGUACGUGGUGCAGGAUGAGCCGCUGUUCAUCAUUCAUCACAUCGACGUGCUCAUCUCGGUGACCGGCACCAACCUGUUGGCGACGUUCCGCGAAGGGCUGAAGCCGCUGCCGGGCACUGAGGGCAAUGCCGACCCGACUGCACAAAACCCCCUCGAAGAUGAUGACGAUGACGACCAGGAAGCGAUCUUAACCCGGUUGCCGGACGAUACUUCCGAUUUGGAAAACUGUAUCCGGUCGGCGCAGGGUUGCAUGCUUCUGCUAAUACUCAAGCAACAUCUAAAAGAUAUUUACGGCAUCACCGAUAGCAAAAUAUCACGGUACUCACCGUCCGAGUCUGGCAAGAUCUACGACAAAGCGAUGCAGCGAAGAUCCAACUCGCUGUUCGAUCCGAAGGCAACGAUAACGCUGCUGAAGGAAAACCGGGCCACCGCUGGAGCACAGACCGAAAAGGAACGAAUCGAGCUGGUGCAACGAUACUUGGACUUCAAACAGCUGAUGCUGAAGCUCGAUCCGGACGACCCGGACCUGCUGGAUGAGGACGAAAAACCCAACUCGGUCGCCGGGACUCCCGUGAAGCAAACUCCCGCCGCAUCAGCAUCCGGCCAUCAUCAUCAUCAUUCGAUGGCUUCCCAGCAGCAUAAUCACACCGCAGACGGAACAAGCAAUAACGUUCACGUGAACAACGUGAACAGCACCACCACCACCCCCGGCAUGAUGCCGGUUUCGCAACAGAAUGAUUACAGCAAUCGGUCGGCGGCGAACCACGGUGGUGCUGCGGUCGUCGGUAGUGCAGCAAAGACACCGAAGCCUUCAUCUAACCGGCAGCAGGCGGCACCGGCAUCGACGCGCAAAUCGGCCGUUUCUUCGCGCAGCGCUAAGAAGAAGAAACGGCGAAUUUCCAGCUCGGAAGAGGAGGAAAGCGAUGCCAGCGAUGGUGAUUACGAUUAAGAGCGCGUACUCAUCGAGCGGAUCAUCACCCCUCAUUACAGCAGCAGCACCACCACCACCAUCAUCAUCAUCACAACCCUUGUAUCAACCAAACCAACUGCUACGGACCACACACUAUUUACGGAGUGAUCUUCCUCUAACCCACUGCGUCUGUUACCAACUGGUCGGAUUUUGUCGCAAUCCUUAGAAGUACCUCACACGCAUUGGCAUUGCGAGGAGAUUCACUUUCGCUAGGUCCAGCGUUUUGUCGGGCCAAAGGGAUUACUGAGCACUGGUUUACUGUGGUGUGCAUUAUAAGUAGGGAAUUUCUUUUUCCAACAGCUCUUUGCCGCAAACCGAGCAACAUUGCAGUUAAAUAUUAGAAUGUAUCCUUUCUUCAUCCGCUCUAUCGACCAUUAGUUUCGUUUUUGUGUGCUGUUUUGUUAUUUAUUAGUUUGAGUAAAGCAGCUUUCCAUAACCUUAGUACUGAUCGCGCAUUCCUGAUCCGUUCAAGUAGCUCCAUGCAAGGGAAAAUGCACACAAUCCUCUAUCAAAUAGUAACGAAUAACUGAUUGCAUUUUCUUUCCACAUCUUUCCUCUUUCCUCUUGCUAUAUCGCGUAUUAUUGUAACUUUGUCCUUUGUUGCUUUGUGUCAAACAGUUCAUUGUGUCCUUGUGGUUGGUAUGUGUGCGUGUGUGUGUGUUUUAAGUUAUAUGUUCGUGCGUGCAAACGGAGAUAAUGCAAGUCAGCAAUCGAAAUGAAUGGUUGUUUAACACGAAAUUGAAAUCAUACAACAAAACGCCCUUACUUAAUUUAUCCGCGCAAACAAAAACAUAACACGUGGGAACUUCCUAGCUGUGAAACCAUUGAAACAAAAAAACAGAAACAGUAGUAAUUUUUGAAAGGAGAAGCAGAGGCACGCAAAUAUAGAGAAAACCGAAAACAAAAUACAAUUAUUACCCCAAGAUUCUUCCCUUUCUCUCUCUCUCGCUCAAGCAGCCCCUUACACACAAAAAGAAAAGCGAUAGAAAGAGGAGGAAGGGAGAAAGAGAUACGCCUUCCCGUUGCAUGGGAAGUGCAGGCAGGAAUAGGCAGAAGCAGAGAUAAUUUUUUAAAAGUUUAUCGAAAUAUUUAUGAACUGUUUGGAAGAUUUGCUAGAAAACGAAACGAAAACACUUUGGCAAAAUCGUUAGAUGUGUGUGUGUGUGUGUGUGCGCGUAUGAGAGAGAUAGAGAGUGUGUGUGUGGUUGUGUAUGUGUGUGUGUGGGAAAGAUAUUUAGAACGCAUUGGAGAGGACAGAGGUGUAGCACACGUGUUGCAACUGUGCAUUCAAAACACGUGUUGGAGAAGAGCAUAGAAGAGAUAUUAAUUUAUAUUACCGAAAAAAAAUAAGAAAAAAAAAACAAAUUCAAAAAACGAAACGUGAGCAGCGAACCUGGGUGCGAGAACAAUUUAAAAGAUAAAGAAAUCGUAAACGAAAGACUUUUCGGGCGGGAAAUGGGAUUACACUAAAAAAACGACUGGAGGAGGAGGAGCAGGGUACAGAUGUAGGCGUCGUGUGCGCAGUUGGAAAUAUAGCGAGAGAGCGGGGAGAGAGAGAAGGGAAGGGACAAACGUUGUGUGCCAGGGGUAUGCAAACAAUGUUUUGUAACAUAUAUUUAAACUCCAGAUCGUAUUCGCGUCUAUUACUGAAUGAAGUUCUUUCGUUGCGUACGAGCAAUGAAAUGGUAGCAGUAACAAACAAAGCGCUAUAAAGGCACACCACACAAACGGCGGGCACUCGCAGGACAUACGGCAAACGGUUAUAGAACGCGUACUACAAUAGAGACGCAACACUUAAACGUCCCCAGUCACGCAAAUAAUUGUAAAAAAACAGCAAAAAAUCACAUGUUAAUGCCGACGGUUCUCUGGGGUGUGGGCGGUUUGGGAGCUGCUGCGGCUUGGCAAGAAGGCUCUCACGCCGUGGAAAUGGGUAAAGGAAAGUAAAGCAAUCGCGUGAUGUCCAUGUAGCUGUAGUUAUUAAAGUAUAGCAACUGUAAAUAGUAAAUUCGUAGGAUUCGUUUGGUCUUCUGAUCUUCUGCUGCUAGGGCGCCGGGGGUUAAGGAGGUAACAAUAGUUGUGUAUCGGACAAAGGACUGAAGUAAUUGCAAUGCAUGCGAGUGCAGAAGGGAAGCAGCUAAUAGAAGCAAGGAAGAUGAAAGACACACACACAUACAAACGCGCGAGCGUGCGGCAUCUUCCGAUACAUUCGCAUUCGUGUACGUGUAGUAAUUUUAAAACAAAUAUUUAAUGCAACACACAGGCAAUGGAGGAGUGGUGGUAGAAUUAACAUACGUAGUAUAUCCUAAAACCCAUAGAAAGCGCCCGCAGAUGAGAGUGUAGCGUUAAGAGCAAGGAAAAGGGGGCAGGAAGCGGUCGCAUUAUUCGAUUUGUGUAGGUAAAAGUAAGCAGACAGGAGCACACACACACGAGUAACACACACAAAACCCCCCUCGAAAGAAUAAUGGAAGAUUUGAGGGAGAGUAUUACCGCUUUGAAAACGGGGGCGAAAAUAGUAGACAAGAUUGAAAUUCGGAAGUAAAAGGACUAGUGUGUGUGUGUUUGUACGUGUGUAUAAUGUUUGCGUUUGGUAUGAUGUGUGCGCAUUUACUGAUUAAGUAGGAACAGAGACGAAGUUUCGGAAACAAAACCUAAGCACGCGACCGCUCGCCCACUGUGUAGUGUGUGAGAAGAUUGCUGUGGAGGUUAGCGGUUUGUGUUUCGUGUAAAUAUUUGAACAGCUGGCAAUGAUGGAGCCGAUGCGAAAUGAUUUGCAAUCGAGGAGGAAGGAAUCAGUUGGAGUUUAAUUAGAAGACGAUUUAAAAAUACAAAAACAAAACCACGAAACCAUCGAGAAAGCAAAUAUAUUUUCUCGUGCGAAAAGUACAA